This is a messenger RNA of Triticum turgidum subsp. durum (durum wheat), 477 nucleotides long. Lineage: Eukaryota; Viridiplantae; Streptophyta; Magnoliopsida; Poales; Poaceae. The record is from the annotation of a GenBank genome assembly.
AUGUUUCUUAUGGCAUGUGCUCCAAAUUAUAUUGCCAUUGGCCUUUCCAACUAUGGUUUAUAUACGGGGACAAGGGUACUCUCACCGAGCUACAAGAACUUCCCACGGAAAUCCUCCUACAAGUUUCUCAAGGUCCGUGCUCUGCAGGGAAAUGAUGGCCGUAGAAGGCUGAUUGACAUAAUCCGAAUCAUCCCGGAGCUGUCAAGAAACUAUUUCAAAAGCGGGUCCAGGAGAGCUCUUUUCGGCGGCAUCGCGCUGCUGGGUGGCUUUUAUGUUGCGCAGACAAUAUCCCUGUCGUUCGGUGCUUUGGCCGUGAACGAUGUUAUAGCAGCAGUUGUGUGUGUCCUCCUGACCGAGUACGUGACAAAGUUCUACUACAGCCGGCCUAAGGUUACCUUCGCCGUCGCGCUCCUCAACAAUUUCAAGAUGGGUUUCACAUAUGGCCUCUUCAUUGAUGCUUUCAAGCUUGCUAGCUGA